Messenger RNA from Tripterygium wilfordii, 1832 nucleotides. RefSeq lists its product as uncharacterized. The coding region runs from base 247 to 1587 and encodes 446 amino acids. The record is from RefSeq and is a predicted model, not a curated record. Lineage: Eukaryota; Viridiplantae; Streptophyta; Magnoliopsida; Celastrales; Celastraceae. The transcript is spliced from 4 exons.
UCCAAACAUACGAAGUACAAACCCGAAACCGUAUGUCCAUCGACCCAAUCAUCAUAUCAUAAGAGUCCAUAGUUCCAGUCUUUUAAGCAUCUAGUCUCGCUCUUUCAUUCUUUUUCUUUCAAAGCAGACCCUCCCAGCCGCUUCGUAUCCCACUUGCAAAUCCUCACCUCAGCUACCGCUACCGCUACAGCCACCGACUACAGGUGGUGAUUCUCCGAUCGAUUAUCAAUCCCUAGCUCUGAGCCUAUGGCUUCACCCACUGCAGCCUCUGACAACAUUGACGGACCCGUUCUCAGCUUCGUCAACAAGCGCCUUCGCGCCCUCCGCAAGAAAUACAACCGCAUCAUCCAGAUGGAAGAGUCCGUCGCCCAAGGCAAGUUCCUCAACUCCGAACAGCAGGAAGUCCUCCGCUCCAAGACCGCUGUUUCCGCCCUCAUCGACGAACUCGAGAAGCUUCGGUGCCCGCUCGCCGCGGCUGUCCAGGAGGAAAUCAGCCUUGCCGUCAACCGUCACAGCCACCACCAUGCCGCCUCCAAUGAUGAUGCUAUCGUUGUUGAGAAUCGGGAUAGGUCUGAAAAUCAGGAGCGAGAGAAGAGUCAUGACGAUGAUGCUGUGGUGGAGGAUCUACUCCAUCUUCUCUACUUUGGGUCUUUGUUUGAUGUGAAGUCGCAGAGUGAUUUCACGUCGACGAUGUUGACUAGAACGCACGAGAGAGGGUGUUGCUUGACUUAUGACUAUGUUACAGAUGACGCCACGGAUCUGCUUGGGGAGAGGGAUUUGGACUUGAUUUCCAUGGUUGGUAGCUUGAUGAUUUCUCGGCCGGUGGACUCGGGUCUCUCCCACAAGAAUGCCUUGCAGCGGUGCAUCCAGCACGCCAAGCUUUGGCUAGCAAAUUCCCACAGCCCGAUUGAGCCCAUUGCUAACAACACUUAUUCAGGGUUGAGGGAAAAAUUGAGGAAGAUAAUGGCCUCAGAUUACUUCACUACUACACCUGAGAUUAAAGCGCCAGUUGAAGUAGCUGCUGCUGCUGAGAAUUAUGCAUCUUUCCAUGCUCCUGUUCAUGGGUCGGCUGCACCCAUCUCUGCGCCAUUCCAGGUGGAAGGAUCGAUUGCUCAAAGUCAACAAAAGGAUGAAGACCCUGCAAAUUUCCAUGGUCAUGAAGUGGGUGAUGAUCAAACUAGUCCAGCAGAGGAAUUUCAGAAGGAUGAGCAAGAGACAGAGAGUCUUAAAGAGGUUGCUUUUCAAGAAGACAGACCAGAAGAAGAACUGGAGCAAAGUCAAAGAGAACUAGAACCUAAGGAGCAGCAGUACAAUCCCCGAAGGAACUAUCAAAAUCAAAGAGGUGGUCGUGUUGGUGGCCGCAGAGGUUAUUCCAACGGCCGUGGAGGUCGUGGUGGCAGGGGAGGUGGAGGCUACCAGAAUGGUCGACACCAGUUUUAUGAUCAGCUUGGAAACUAUUAUCCCAGAAACUACUAUGACAAUAGGGGAAGAAGCAGCGGCAGGGGCGGUGGGAACCCUUACAACAACGGCACUGCAGCUCAUGUAGGUCACGACACUAAUCACACUGAUGUCGGAGUUGCUUCGUGACGUCAUCUUUUGUUGGGGUUUCUUUUAGGGUGUCAUGUUAUUAGCUACGUUGGUGGGUGGUGUAGUUCCUUGCAUUCCAUGAACCAUUUUGUUAAGUAUCAAUUGAUGUCGGUGAAUGCAUCAUCAUUAUUCAGGACACCCUCUUCCUCUUCUUUGUAGUUCAGACUCCGGAUACCGGAGGUCUUUAAUUAAAGCCUCGAAAAGGGGAAAAAGUAAAAAAGUUUAGAUGCAUUGUUGUGGUUAAU